AUGACAGAAGCGUUCACCAACACAGACCUCCAGGGUGCAUUGCCUCUCGUCGCCCGGGGUAAGGUCCGCGACUUGUACGAAGUUGACGAAAAGACCCUUCUCUUCAUUGCGACUGAUCGCAUCUCCGCCUACGAUGUGAUUAUGGAGAAUGCGAGUCUUCCCUUCUCACCAGCAAUCAAUGGUGUCCCGAACAAAGGUGUCCUCCUGACUCUCUGCACACAAACGUGGUUCAAGACCCUGACUGAGGCCAUUCCCUCGUUGCGCACGCAUUUCCUUACUCUCGAUCUCCCGCCGCAAAUCCCCGAGUCGUUGCGGCCGGUGCUCCAAAACCGGAGCAUGCAGGUGCGCAAGCUGAAGAUUCUCCCUAUCGAGGCUAUUGUUCGUGGAUACAUUACUGGUUCUGCGUGGAAGGAAUACCAAAAGUCGGGUACUGUGCAUGGUAUCAAGAUUGCUCCCGGGUUGCAGGAGAGCGAGUCCUUCCCCGAUGGACCUAUCUACACCCCCAGCACCAAGGCUGAGCAGGGUGAGCAUGAUGAGAACAUUCACCCAGACCAAGCCGUUAACAUCAUCGGCGAACCCUACGCCUCCGCAAUCGCCUCCCUCUCCAUUCAACUCUACAAGGCCGCCCAUGCCUACGCACUUGAACGCGGCGUCAUUAUCGCAGACACGAAGUUCGAAUUCGGAUUAGACCUGGAGACCAACGAAAUCGUGCUGGCAGAUGAAGUUCUGACUCCCGACUCGUCCCGCUUCUGGCCCAAGGAUUCUUACAAGAUUGGCUGUGGUCAGUCGAGCUUUGACAAGCAGUACUUGCGAGACUGGCUUGUCCAGGAGGGAUUGAAAGGCAAGGAGGGUGUUCGGAUGAGCGAGGAGGUUGCACAGAAGACUAGCGAGAAGUACAAGGAGGCGUGGGAGAAGAUCACUGGCGGUAACUAG
Aspergillus ruber CBS 135680 is the source of this 933-nucleotide messenger RNA. RefSeq names its product phosphoribosylaminoimidazolesuccinocarboxamide synthase. Bases 1 to 933 code for a protein of 310 amino acids. The transcript is spliced from 3 exons. Lineage: Eukaryota; Fungi; Ascomycota; Eurotiomycetes; Eurotiales; Aspergillaceae. Gene Ontology annotation, cellular component: cytoplasm. The record is from RefSeq and is a predicted model, not a curated record. Gene Ontology annotation, molecular function: phosphoribosylaminoimidazolesuccinocarboxamide synthase activity. Gene Ontology annotation, biological process: 'de novo' IMP biosynthetic process.